AUGGCGCCGGCAUGGCGGCUGUGGCUCGCCGCGGUGGCGCUGAUGGCGUUCCCGGGGAUGUCUAGCAUCGUCGCGGCCGACGCGUCGUCGAACCCGGAGGUCGUGUGCGGCAGCGUGAUCAAGCUGGAGAGCGACACACACAAGGGCUUCCGGCUGGUGACGCAGGAUGUGGCCUACGGCGGCGGCAGCGGGCAGAUGUCGGUGACGACGAAUCCCGAGUCGGACGAGGACGGCUACUGGGUCGUCCGCGGCGCCCCGGGCUACCCCUGCGAGCCAGGCCACACGCUCGCGACGGGCGACGUGAUCCGCCUCCAGCACAUGGACUCCCGGCGGUGGCUGCACUCGCACAAGCUCCCCGCGCCGCUGUCGGGGACGCGCGCGCACGAGGUGUCGUCGCUCGGGAGCGACGAGGAGAGCGACACGGGCGACGAGUGGGAGCUCUUCCUGGCCACCAAGGGCGCCAAGGCGUGGCGCCGCGGAGACAAGGUCAAGUUGAAGCACAAGGACACCGAGGCGUGGCUGUCGGCCACGGGGCAGAAGUUCCCCCGGCCGAUCCAAGGGCACGGCGAGGUGGCCGCGGUGUCGCGGCGGGGCGACGGGGGCACGGCGUGGGUGGCGCGGGAGGGGGUGUAUUUGCCGACGCGGGACCUGAAGCAGCUGGAGGAGCAGGAGAGGGAGGGGGAGUUGCUCGAGUCGGACGGGCAGCCGGCGAAGCAGCACAUGGAGCUGUGA
Molecule: messenger RNA, 732 nt
Organism: Pedinophyceae sp. YPF-701
Lineage: Eukaryota; Viridiplantae; Chlorophyta; Pedinophyceae
Source: the annotation of a GenBank genome assembly